CGGAAACACAGCCCGACGCCCCGAGGCCCCCGACCUAAUCCACAAUUCCGUCGCCCUAGCUCGCUCCCGCCACGCGCCGCCACGCCCCGUUCCCGACCGCCGCCCACGGCCGCCCGUCCGGCCGUCCCUGACCGCCGCCGCGCACGGCCGCCCGUCCUCUGCUCGCCCCCCGCCCCUCUCCAGUCUCCACGGCGCUGCAGCACUGGGCGCCGCUGAGCUCUCCCUCAUCUCUUCUUGAUCCGGCACCACGAGCCGGGUAAGAGGAUGGUGAAGGGGAUGCCCAAGUCAAGACCUAUCCAAGCGGCGGCAGAGGUGGUCUUCGACCCGUCGGUCUCUGGCACCCGGAAGCCCCGCCGCGCCGAUGCGCCGUCGUCCACCAGCGAGUACCACCACUUCAUGGGAUCGAGCCUUUCGAAUAUGUACCACAAGCCACCUCCGGAGAAAUCCGCUGACAUGUCUGAUGAUGAGCCUGAUGACAUUGAUAUUGAAAAGUUGUUGAAAGAUGUCGAGCUUUUCGAUGCCUCUACAUGGAAGGACCGGAAGCAAAUACAGAAUCGCAAAGUAGUUGAACUGGGUGGAAAGGCCAUUAAGAAGCAGCGUACACCACUAUCUGUAGCAAAGCCAGCUAUGAAGAAUCAACAGAAAAGGGAGCAAAAGAAAAUUGAAGAGGAAAGACUGCUUGGGAUAUUCAGGAAACGAGACAAGGGCAACAAGUUUGAGAAGACUAGACCAGAGGACAGAGUACUCAAGGCAACUGAAGGGCGGUUCAAGAACGGUAUUCUUGAUGUGAAGCACCUGAUGGGAGCACCGAAACCAUCUUCUUCGUUCAGGGAUGAGCCAGAGCGCGAGAUGAGAGGAAAGGGUAAGAAAGGUGGGAAAGGGAAAGGAAAGGGUAAGGGGAAGCAGAAGGGAGGCCGAAGAAACAGACGUUGAGGGAGCACCUUUGUAAUGCAUUUUGUUGCAAGAUACAUGUUGGAAGAAGACAUGUUCAGCCAACACCCUGUAAUCCUUUUUGGAUAUGUUAAAUUCUACUAGUAUCUUCUAAGUAAUCAUUCAAACAAA
Lolium perenne is the source of this 1062-nucleotide messenger RNA. RefSeq lists its product as uncharacterized. NCBI's taxonomy places the organism in Eukaryota, Viridiplantae, Streptophyta, Magnoliopsida, Poales, Poaceae. Gene Ontology annotation, biological process: maturation of SSU-rRNA from tricistronic rRNA transcript (SSU-rRNA, 5.8S rRNA, LSU-rRNA). The record is from RefSeq and is a predicted model, not a curated record. Gene Ontology annotation, cellular component: nucleolus.